UGUCGUUCGUGAAGGCGUCCUGGGGUUGAUCUCUCUCUCUCUUGCGGGCGAAUUACGACUCAACCUUAUUUUGACUUUGCCUCUAUGCAAGGGACCAUAGGUAUAGUAACGGCUCUAUACUCGCAAAAACUUCUGCGGGGAGUCUUGACAAAGAAAGUCUUUGAGCCGGACGUCUAUUUUCGCCAUGGUCCCGAGGUUCCGCGCGGAGGCUGCCAUCUCGUGCCAUUCUAUCAACAAGGAUACAUCGCUGAAAACCCGCCUUGCCUUGUCAAUGAUAAUCAUCCCACUUGCACCUUAUGCAACCUUCGUCCUCCCUGUAUUUCGUCCCUGAUCCAUGCCCGCUCAAGGAACAACUGUCUCCGCUCCCCAACCACGACGCAAGCCGCCAGCUCAACUUUUUGCAUUUGGAAGAGAGGCAAACUGUCUUUUGAGAUCAACUUCAUUUCCACCGUUGCCAAGCGUUGGGAAGCCACGGUGCUAGCGAAUCAAAAUGAGACAGCUCCCUCCCUGGCUAUAGGGUCUUGUGCUCGUAUGACGAAAGCAGCAUAUUCAUAAUGACCUCAGACCUUGCUGUCACAUUGAUGCAAUGUAAACUCUGGCUAGAGUGCAGGGUCAUGUCGGCAUUUCAGGUAUCUCGAAGUGGCUAUGGCAUCGCGAUGGAGGUGGAUGUCAUAUGAUGUGUCUGGAUCUUAGCACAGAUCUGAACCACUCAA
This is a messenger RNA of Pseudomassariella vexata, 713 nucleotides long. RefSeq lists its product as uncharacterized. The transcript has a single exon. The record is from RefSeq and is a predicted model, not a curated record. Lineage: Eukaryota; Fungi; Ascomycota; Sordariomycetes; Amphisphaeriales; Pseudomassariaceae. Bases 85 to 555 code for a protein of 156 amino acids.